Molecule: messenger RNA, 2773 nt
Organism: Caenorhabditis angaria
Lineage: Eukaryota; Metazoa; Nematoda; Chromadorea; Rhabditida; Rhabditidae
Source: the annotation of a GenBank genome assembly
AUGAUUAUACAGGCUCUGGUAUUUUCGUUGAUAGCAUUUGGCCAAGCAUCGGAAGAGGUGAGUUCUAAGAGAGUUUUGAUAGACCUUAUAAACAUCCUAUUGGUUUCUGAUAUGAUUGAGGCUUUAGUAUAAAUAAAUUAAAGGUUUUCAACAUCUUGAGGGAAAAAUAGAAAAAUAUUGGACUUGAGCUGCCAAUUCUCUAUUGUAAACAUUGGAAAUCCAGAUGAAAAAUUGAAGCAAUCUUUGUUCCAAUUAGUGGAACCAAAAAAUACGUCAUCAAUUUUUUUCUAUCUAAUCCAUCAAAAAUUGUGUUUCAAGGAAGAGUGGGUUGAAAACUAAUUGUAAGUGAUAAGGGUUUCUUACCGGAAUCGCUGACCGAGAAUCUUUGAAUUUCAGAAACCAAAAAAAAGUGAGAUUUUCUCAAGAAAAAAAUUCGCAUUAAUUCUGAAUGUUUCCAUAAAAUUGUAAAUUGGCAGCUCUCAUAGUUAAGUAAAAAACUAUAUUUCACUCAACAACAUUUUUGUUCAUCUACCCACUCGUUUUUUCUACUUUUCUUUGAUCUCCAUGAUUCUUCCAGUUCUUCGAACCGUCUGAAAAUGUCAGUUGACAUUUCAAUCAUAUCCCAUAAAAAUAGUCGUCAAGCGGAGGUCGAUUUUAUCAUCUCACUCUCUUUCAUUUUUCAGCCCGAAUUUCCCAUCACUUUUUUCAGCAUUUCUCUUUUCACAAAGAGUAACAAACAACUGAUGUUAUUAGAAACAUUCUCAAAUGUUUUUCUUCAUUGAACACACACAAAAAAUACAUGUCAUUUAUCAAAAUUUUCCAGAAUGUGAACCCGCCUACGAUUUCUUCACCAUGUCACGAUUAUUUCGAUUAUCUUUGUGCACAACCCUUUGCCCAAAAUUUAACUAAAAAGCCUUAUGCUUUGAGCCUUUCAUUAGAAGUCGAACAACAACAAGAAUAUAAUUUCAACCCUGGAUAUGGUCAAAGGUUCAAUUAGAAAUAAAGCUGGGUGUUACAAAUAUGUUUUCUUUCAGAAGUGUUUUCGAAGUAGUUAAUUUGACUCUUAUAUCUUCUUGGAUUGUUGAAUUUCGAACAUUUAAAAAUGGUGUAAAAUGGGAAGAGCACAAAAGAAAACAUCAAGAAUUCCUUGGAUUAAAUCCUGAACAACAAGAAAAAAACCUAGUCGAAACAUUGGAAGAGAUACCAAUACACGUAAGCACGAAAAUUGAGACUUGAAAAAUUUGUUCUGUUUUAGACUAUCGCAAAUUUCUAUAAUCAAUUGUCAGCAGGUCUCGAACUAGUAAAAACUAUUAAAGGAACAGGAACGAAAAGCCAUUAUUUUCACCCAUUAUUUGAAAAACUUCGAAAAAAGUUUAUUCAAAAUAUUGAAGUGAGUUAUAUGGAUAGAUUGGCUAGACUUCAAUUUUUCGCAAUUUCAGAGAUAUUCUAGCUUUACUCCAGAGCAAAGGGCGAUUUUGAUCAAACAACUGGAGGACACAAAAGUGUUUUUUGCUGUUUAUGAUUACAAUGAUCCUAAAAAAUGGCUAGAAGCUAAGAAAACAUAUGAACGUGAAUAUUUCCGUUUGAAAGAACAAGUUAUACCUAGGUGAAAUUGUUAUUCUUUCCAAGUUAUUAAUAAGAUUAUUACAGGGAGAUGUUCACAAACUUUGCUGAGAAAAUUAUUCGAAUUGCGGCUGUUGAACCAACAGUCAAAUUGUUUCAUGAAUAUAUGAAUGAUUUCACUGAACAAUUUGUUUUUCAAGCAAUUUUUGCAACACCAACACCAGAUUGUUUUAAUUAUCAAAAAGAAUUAUUUAUCUCUGUUUUAGGACGUGGUGUACACAUCGAUGAUGAAGUUGUAUGUUUAUUUCAUUUUCUUCAAAAGAAAAAUUCGAAAAAAUAAACAAUUUCAGUUCACCGAUACUUUAUAUGUCAUGAGUCAUGAACUUUCCCAUUCUAUAUACAAUUUGGAAAAUCCUACAUUUGAAUUAGAAACUUGGCAAAAUGAGAAACAGUGUGUUGUUGAUUAUAUAACAUAUCUUGCUGAAACCGAUAAUCAGGUUAGACUAUUAUCCUAUUUCACUGUAAUUCAAAAAUGUUUCAGAAAAUGCCAAUAGAAUGGAGAUUGGAUACAUAUAUUUAUGAAGAUGUGGCAAAUAUGAAUGCACUUAGAUUAUCAGCACAAUUUUCUCAAGAUAGAAAAGAGUCGGAUGAGGAGAAAAGAAAAAGAAUUGAAAAAACGUAUUCAAGAUUCUGCUUCGGUGAAAAGAAUGGUAUUAAAUCUAAUCAUAAUCCAACUGGACAUUCAGUAAAUCUUGCUGCUUCGCAAUUGCCAAGUUUUAACGAACUUUAUAAUUGUCAACCAACUGACCGAUUGUAUGUUUCUCCAGAGAAAUUAUGCAAAACUAUGGCUAUAACAAUUGAUCCAAAAAUUUAUGGAAUCAAGAAUGAAGAAGCUUUCACAACAACAACAACAACAAUUGCUCCAACUUCGCCACCAGCUUUAGAAAUCACGUAUGUUUUGUUCAUUUUUGAUUUAUAUAUUCUAAUUUUAAAAACAUUUUAGAACUCCAAUAACUGAAAUCAAUCCAACCGAAAACGAAAAGGAUAAUGAGAUUGUUAUUCCUAAUGAAACCAAUUUCAAUCGAACAUCUGAAAACUAUUCAAGGUAACGGAACACUUUGAAAAAUCCCAUUGUUUUAUCUUUUUUUUCAGCUCAACUACAAAAAUUUCAAUUUUCAUCAGUUUGGUUCUCGUUUUCCUUUUCAACUAG